GUACUUUUAGAACUCUUUUGUAGUUUUGAAGCGUCUAGGACACUCGCGAUGUCAACAGUGUCGCGGAAGUGCUAGGGGUGGAAGGACAAGGUUCGGAUGCCCGAGGGUGGGCGAGUGGAUCAAUGCAUCUGCCGGGGAUCAUGACUUCCGACCCAUCUGGAGGCCACGGGUACCAAGGGGGCAAGAAACGGGUGGGUCGCCGAGGAGAUGCCCAGGGGGAGGCGUGCGCGGGAGACGAACUGUGGUGGACUGAGAGAGUGUUGUGCGAGAUACAAGCGGAGCACCCCGGAGAGCUGGUGAGGACGGGGAGUCCGUACUUCAUGUGCUCGGCUCUACCCUCCCACUGGCGAUCCAACAAGACGCUGCCCGUGGCCUUCAAGGUGGUGGCUCUAGGAGACGUGGUGGACGGCACGCUGGUGACGGUCCGCGCCGGGAACGACGAGAACUACUGCGCCGAACUGAGGAACUGCACCGCCGUCAUGAAGGGACAAGUCGCCAAGUUCAACGAUCUCAGAUUUGUGGGGAGAAGUGGAAGAGGGAAGAGCUUCAGCAUCACGAUCACAAUAUCCUGCAACCCUCCCCAAGUCGCCACCUACAACAAAGCCAUCAAGGUCACCGUGGACGGACCCCGGGAACCUAGGUCCAAGACCAGUGAGUAA
This is a messenger RNA of Macrosteles quadrilineatus (aster leafhopper), 659 nucleotides long. RefSeq names its product runt-related transcription factor 1-like. NCBI's taxonomy places the organism in Eukaryota, Metazoa, Arthropoda, Insecta, Hemiptera, Cicadellidae. The record is from RefSeq and is a predicted model, not a curated record. Gene Ontology annotation, biological process: regulation of DNA-templated transcription. Gene Ontology annotation, molecular function: RNA polymerase II cis-regulatory region sequence-specific DNA binding; DNA-binding transcription factor activity, RNA polymerase II-specific; ATP binding. The coding region runs from base 123 to 659 and encodes 178 amino acids. The transcript is spliced from 2 exons. Gene Ontology annotation, cellular component: nucleus.